Messenger RNA from Rhopalosiphum padi (bird cherry-oat aphid), 2812 nucleotides. RefSeq lists its product as uncharacterized. The record is from RefSeq and is a predicted model, not a curated record. The coding region runs from base 145 to 2373 and encodes 742 amino acids. Lineage: Eukaryota; Metazoa; Arthropoda; Insecta; Hemiptera; Aphididae. The transcript has 6 exons.
UAGACAAACCAAGCCAAAUGCAUACAUAUUCUGGACAACUUUCCAUGUAUAAAGCAACAAUAUCACCUCGUUUAAGUCCUUGCUCUUUGAAAUAAUUGGCAAUUUGGUUGCUAAGCUGUUCUACCUAAAAACAAUUAAAAAGAAAUGGAAAAUCCAAAACAUUCAUCUUUUAAGCCGUUGGAAGUUAUUUGGAACAGAAAUACCAGUACUCAUAACCCAAAAUUAUUACCAGAAUUAAAAGGAAUUAAUAUAGAAGAUAGUGUUGAAAAAGUUAAAAAAUCGGUUAAAUCUCUGGAUGUCAAAAUUAACGAAAAUAAAAUAGAACAUGUUCACAAACGUGUAAAAAGAAGUUUGUUCCAAGAAAAUAAAAAUGAAAAAGUGUACAAACAUUCAAGUCCAAGAGAAAAUAAGAAACCUUCUGAAACUUUUGAUUAUGCAAAUAACUUAAGAAAAAGAACUUAUAACAUAAACAAAACAUCUCAAUUAAAUUUACCUACUCAGUCCUCCCAAAUUAUAUCAAAUCGAAAGAGAAUAAUAAGAAAUCAAGAUUUUACAAUUCAUAAAUCGAAAAAGUGUUUAUUUCAAACAAAAAGUGAAUUUUCGUCGUUACAUACUGUUAAUGAUGCACCGGUCAUCAAGUCAUCGCAUAAUAUGGAUCAACAAAAUUCACACACUAAAGGUUUUGAUUAUUCUAAAUCUCCCGUGAUUAUGUCAAAUCGACAACGGUACGUUAAGUACAGUAAUUUGGAUAAGACUAAUAUUUCUAGUUACGAUAGUUAUAAGUGUUUGUUACCAAUUGUACAAGCACCAGAAAAUUUAAAUGAAAAAUAUAAAAAUAUAAAUACGCAAAUAAGUAGAAUAAACUCUGUACAUUCUGAAGAUAUUAUUGAAUCAUCCGAAAAAAUUACAUCACCUAUAAAGAAAAACGAAAAAAAAAAUAAAAACUGGAUUUAUAAUAAAAAAACUAACAUCAAGAACUAUACUAGUGGGAGUAAAGUAUCAGAAUAUAAAACAUUAGACUAUGGAAAAAGUAAAAUAAAUUUACCAAAAAAUGAAAUUCAGAAAAGUACUGAAACAACAUCAACCAUUGUCAAAAAUGAAUUUUUCAAAAGUAAAAUUAAUUUUGAUUCUAUAGAUAUUAUCAAUACAGAAAAUAUUUUGGAGUAUCCUGUAACUGAAUUAAAUAUAAAAAGUUACUGCACAGAACAUAAAAAAUCAACAAUUGUAUCACAAGAACAUCAAAAUCGAAGACCAGCAGAAUCGUGUAUAAUUAAUGACGAUAAUCAAAGAUAUCAUUCCAAUACUUCUUUAGAACAUUCACCUUUGAACACAAAAGAACUGGCCAAAAAUACAGCUAAAGAAUAUUCAAAAAUAAUUAUGCCUUAUAGAGCAAAACUUUUUAAUCAGAAUAAAGACAAUAUUAUAUCGUUUGUACAUUCUUCCGAAAUAAACGUAAUCCCUGCCACUCCUGAACAUGAAUCAAUUAAUUUGGAGAAUUCCACAAUCCAAUACUCUCCUGAAACCAUUUUAAGUCCAUACGUUCCAUUGAUUGAAGUCGAUCAAUCGCCUACAACUCCGCAUGAAAAGAAUUGUCAGAUACUCAUUCAAUCUGUCCAAACUCCACCUAAUAUUGAUGGCACAACAGUACCAAAUUUUUUUGAACCUAUAGCUUCCCCAAUACAGUCUUUUGUCAAUGAACUGCCAUUUAAAAUUGACGCCGUAGAAUCACCUAGAGCUAUCCACGAAAAUGAUAUUAUUUUUUCACCCGAAAUAAAUAGAAGAAAAUCAAAAAAUAGCCCAUCAUCACCAAAUCGUUUUGACUCUGCUAAAAAACGUAAAAAAAUGUGUAAGGAUGGAUUGAGAGGAAAAUUUCGAGAUCUUAUUAACCGUAAAAAAUCUGAAGCCCGUAUUCGAGAAUAUGAGAAAAGCUUGUCUAAAAGUUAUAAGCCAAAUCAAGGUGAAACUGCAUUAUUAAAUGUUAUUGAAGCAUGGAUGGAAUUUAGAAUGAUUGUCCUACUUUGUGACUACAUGAAAUCUGAUAAGGAAGUUCAAAAAGUGUUAGUUAUUCUAGACAAUUGUUCUAUAAAUGUUGCCAAGAAUAGUAUAAUACGUAUAUACUCUCCAUGGUUGACAAUUAAAUCAGAAAUUGCUGAAUUAUUGUUGUUUGUUGGCAUCAUUCACGCUGAAGUAAUUGAAUUCUCAGAAUCCAUCUCUAGGCCUCUCAAAGGAAAUUUUACAGAUGCCAAUGGAUUAUUGACAACUGUAUUUCAAAAUAAAAUGUUAUGGAAAUGCAAUUGUUCUAAAGACGCUGCUUGUCAAUGCUUGGGAGAAUUAAGUGUUUACAGUUAUUUGCAGUACAUGAUCCCUCAUUAAAAUGUAUUCAUUACAAUUUAUAAAGUUACUUAAAAUAUUUUUAUUACUCUUAGUUAAUUUUACAAUCAGAUAAUUUACUGAUCUAUAUUUUUAUGAUACUGUUAUUUGUAUUUAAAUUUAAAUUUCAUUAUUAUUGUUAUAUUUAUUAUAUGAAAUUAAUUAUAGAAUAUUUUAUAAAAAACUGUUUUUACUUAGUGUUAUAGAUAAUUAAAUUUAAAUUUAUAUAUUUAUAUGUAUUUUAUUAUCUUUCAAUCUAUGUAUUGGUAUUUUAUUGUGAAAAUAAUAUGUAUUUUUAUUAAUAUGUUAUGAGAAAUUUAUAAAACGCAACACAAUAUACACUUAAAAUUUAUUUUUAUCUAUCUUUGUUGCCGUAUUUAUACUUGAAUAAAAAUUGUAAUAAAUAUUAAUAAUAUAAUUUUUUAACUUAAUUAUCAAGAAA